CUUACAUUGUCCCACCUCCCAAUUAACAUGUUGCGAAAUUCCCCUCCUUCAGAAAACUGAUCAGUCUGAUCCGGCCCGUCAUUAGGCAGGCAAUACAGAAAGCCUAACAAAUUCAUAUUAGCGGCAACUAUAAUCGGGAAUAAAAUUGAAAAAUUAUCAAUCUUUAUUUCUAUCGAUUUUCUUCGUGCUGGAAAACCUAAGUUCCAAUUCAAUUUUUCAGAUUUCAAAUCAUUAAAGACAGCUGGAAUUAAGAAACAAAAUUCGGGAUAACUAUUUUCGGUUCUUCAUUAACGUUCGUGUAGAAAUAUUCAAAGAAGUUACCGGUACCCACCCACAACCGGACGGCCCACACCACGUCACCACCCACCCCUCGCCGGAAUCUCUUGCCAGUGGCCACUCCUCGCCGGCAUUGCCCUGGUGUUUCUGAGUUCGAAUCCCUAAAACCUAGUUCGCAAAUCCCUAAAUCGAAAGCUUUGUUGUGCUGCCUGCUGCUGCCGUGAAGUCAAGGCCACAAGGCCCACUGACGGCCACCGUGAAUUGUGAACACCACGAGACCAACCCACCUUCAAUCAAUUUCAGGUUGAAAGUUUAACUUCUAAGGUGCUUGCUUAGUUGUUUGAUUAUUAUUCAUGGAUGCCGACCGGUCUGGAUCCAGGCGUGAAAGAAGUGAAGAGAGGUAUCAGGCUGAUUCUCCGGCUCUAGAAGGAGCUUUUGAUGAUUCUGAAGAGUAUGAAAAGGACAAAUCUCGAGAAAUGAGCAAACAUGGGAGUAAGGAUAAGAAGAAAAGUCGAAAAGAGGAUAAGGAUCACAAAAGCAGGGACAGAGAUCGUUUGAAGACAAAGGAUGACUUUAAGGAAAGAGAGAUAGAGAAGGAUUUUGAGAGAGAAAAAAUAUCCACUAAGGAAAGGAGGAAAGAAGAGAGGGAGGAGCAUGAAAAGGAUAGGGCUAAAGAUAAAGGUAGGGAGAAAGAUCAUGACAGGGAUAAACAUAGAGGAAAGGAUUAUGAUAGAGAUGAAAAGGAUCGAGGGAGAAGAAGAGAUCGUGAAAAAGAGCGAGAUAAUGAGACAGAUAGUAAACGCAAUCGAGACAAAGAUAGAGGAAAAGAAAAAAACAAGGAGAAAGAGGAGAGAGACAAGGAGAAGGCAAAAGAUAGAGACAGGGGUAAAGAUAGAGAAAAGGAGAAGGGAAAAGAAAGAACUAGAGAUAGAGAGAGAGAAAGAGAUCAUGAGAAGAAUAAGGAUAGAGAUUUACAAGACCGGGAGCUAGUUAAAGAUAACAGUAGAGAGAAAGAGAGGGACAUAGAUCAUGAGAAGGAAAGAUCUAGGGACAAGGAAAAAAUGGGUAGACGAAAUCGAGAGGAUCAAGACUACAGUAGUAAGGAUGGGGGAAGAGACACUAAGACUAAAAAAGAAGGUGAUGAUAUUAGGGAGAAAGUGAACUUUGAGCACAAUAACACACCUGAUGGGGAAGACAUAGGUCUAACUAAGAAAGGGGAUUUGGUGGUGGACUCAUCAGUGGACCAUAAUCAGUCUCAAAUGGAGAUUGCAGACCGCAUAUUAAGGGUGAGAGAAGAAAGACUGAAAAAGAAAUCUGAAGGAUUCUCUGAAAUAUUGUCAUGGGUUUCCAAAAGUCGUAAGCUUGAGGAAAGGAAAAAUGCAGAAAGGGAAAAAGCUUUGCGAAAGUCAAAAAUGUUUGAGGAGCAGGAUAAUCUUGAUGAAGAUGAUGAUGAAACUGACACAAAAGUCAAUGAGACUGCAGAUGCUUUGGCAGGAGUCAAGGUUCUUCAUGGUGUUGACAAAGUUUUGGAAGGGGGUUCUGUUGUUUUGACGCUUAAGGAUCAGGAUAUACUUGCCAAUGGUGAUCUAAAUGAAGAUGUGGAUAUGCUUGAAAAUGUGGAAAUUGGAGAGCAGAAGCGUAGGAAUGAAGCUUAUAAAGCGUCGAAGAAGGGUACAGGAACUUAUGAUGACAAGUUCAACGACAUGCCUGGGGAAGAAAAGAAGAUGCUUCCACAAUACGAUGAUCCCACUGAGGACGAGGGGAUGGUCUUAGAUGCUGCUGGCCGGUUUACCGGUGAAGCAGGGAAAAAAUUGGAAGAGCUCCGCAGAAGGCUUCAGGGUCCAUCUGUGAUAAAUCAAGCUGAGGACCUCAACUCAUCAGUAAGAAUCUCGUCAGAUUAUUACACUCCAGAGGAAAUGCUUAAAUUCAGAAAACCCAAGAAAAAGAAAUCUUUGCGUAAAAAGGAGAAGCUUGACCUAGAUGCUCUUGAAGCAGAGGCAAGGUCUAUUGGUUUGGGUGCUUCAGAUCUUGGUUCACGAAGUGAUAGUAGAAGACAAGCUGCUAAAGAGGAAGAAGAAAAAAUUGAGGCUGAGAGGCGAAAGAGUGCCUACCAGGCUGCCUUUACAAAAGCAGAUGAGGCAUCAAGAGCUUUACAAAUAGAGUUGGAUGUUCCCACUGCGAAUGAGGAAAAUGAUGGUCUAGUUUUUGCAGACGAUGCUGAGGAUCUGCAGAAGUCACUUGAAAGAGCUAGAAAGUUGGCUUUAAAGAAGCAAAGUGAAAAACCCCUUAUUGGGCCUGAGGCUGUCGCGCGACUUGCAUCUUCAACUAUCAACAAUCAGUUGACAGAUAAGCAAGAUUCUGAGGAUGUGUCUGAUAACAAGGUUGUCUUCACUGAAAUGGAAGAGUUUGUUUGGGGUCUUCAGCUGGAUGAAGAUGUUCAAAGGCCAAAUCAAGAAGAUGUGUUUAUGGAGGAAGACGAAGCACCAAAAGUAUCUGAGGAGAUAAAGGAUGAGACUGGUGGUUGGACAGAGGUUGUGGAUUCUGGUAAAGAAGAACAGACCCAGAGUGAAAAUAAAGAGGAUGUUGUUCCCGAUGAAACACUUCAUGAAAUUCCUGUUGGGAAAGGUUUGUCUGGUGCACUUAAGUUGCUUAAAGAUCGAGGCACACUUAAAGAAACUAUUGAAUGGGGUGGAAGAAAUAUGGACAAGAAAAAGAGUAAGCUGGUUGGCAUCAUUGAUGAUGGACCUAAAGAGAUACAUAUGGACAAAAAAAAGGGUAAGCUCGUUGAUGAAGCCCCUAAGGAGAUACAUUUGGAGAGGUUGGAUGAAUUUGGAAGAAUUAUGACUCCAAAACAAGCUUUUCGGUUGCUUUCUCACAAGUUUCAUGGAAAAGGACCUGGUAAAAUGAAACAGGAAAAGCGAAUGAAACAAUACCAUGAUGAACUGAAAAUGAAGCAAAUGACAUCUUCACAGUCAGCAGAAAGAAUGAGAGAGGCACAAGCUCAAUUAAAAACUCCGUAUCUUGUUUUAAGUGGGCAUGUUAAACCUGGGCAAACGAGUGAUCCUAGGAGUGGCUUUGCAACUGUGGAGAAAGAAGUACCUGGAAGCUUGACACCUAUGCUUGGUGAUAAGAAGGUUGAACAUUUCUUGGGAAUCAAGCGGAAAGCUGAGGCUGGAUCCUCAGGCAUACCAAAGAAACCGAAAACCUGAUACGAUGUCCAAUGAUUGAAGAACUGGAUUUUCCACUUGGGAAUUUUUUCAAAUCUGGAAAGCCCCUUUUACCUGCACUGUGAGGUGAGAGAUUUUGCUCAUGUACUGAAUAUUGUAUAGAAGUAAAAGUCGCUGCUGGAUGAUCGACUUUUGACCUAAGUUUUGAACUGUUUUGUGUUAAUUGGUUCGAUAAUACUAUAUUUUUAAUUUAUUCUGUUUCAGUAGGUAAUAUAGAGCAAAGCAUGUGGAAGUGGUAGUAAGCUUAAAUUCUCCAUUCAGAUCCUUUGUCUUGAUGCACAAAUUUCAUCAGAUAUUACUUAUUAGCAUCCUAUGAUUGCAAAUUCUUUUGUCA
Messenger RNA from Amaranthus tricolor (Joseph's coat), 3837 nucleotides. Its product is annotated as SART-1 family protein DOT2. The transcript has 14 exons. Gene Ontology annotation, biological process: maturation of 5S rRNA; mRNA cis splicing, via spliceosome. The record is from RefSeq and is a predicted model, not a curated record. Gene Ontology annotation, cellular component: U4/U6 x U5 tri-snRNP complex. Bases 630 to 3485 code for a protein of 951 amino acids. NCBI's taxonomy places the organism in Eukaryota, Viridiplantae, Streptophyta, Magnoliopsida, Caryophyllales, Amaranthaceae.